UAAUCAUACCCUUCUCUCUCACCGUAACUUGCAACCAACGAAGACUUGUCUUUAGAUUAUUCUUUGUAACACAGCAAGCAAGAGAGAGAGAGAGAGAGAGAGAGAGAGAGAGAGAUGUUUCAAAACAUUAUCGAUGCCAUUACUGGUGACAGUGAUGGGAGUAAAAAGUUGAAGUGUAGUGAUGGUGAGUGCAAGAAAAUCAAAGGGACUGUUGUGUUGAUGAAGAAGAAUGUUUUGGGUUUCAAUGAUUUCCACGCAUCAGUUCUUGAUCGUGUUCAUGAGUUGUUAGGCCAAAGAGUCUCUCUGCAACUCAUUAGCGCUGUUAACAGUGACCGUUCAGACAAUGAUUUGAAAGGGAAGCUAGGAGAGCCUGCAUAUUUGGAAGAAUGGGUUACUGCAGUCACUCCCUUAACCGCAGGCGAGGCGGCAUUCAAAGUUACCUUUGAUUGGGAUGAGGAGAUUGGAGUUCCAGGGGCAUUCCUGAUAAGAAAUAAUCAUCUCAGUGAAUUCUACCUCAAGACUGUCACACUUGAAGGUGUUCCUGGCCAUGGCCGAGUCCACUUUGUAUGCAACUCAUGGAUUUAUCCUGCAAAACGUUACAAUAAAGAUCGUGUUUUCUUCACUAACCAGACAUUUAUGCCACACGAGACACCAACACCGCUACGUAAAUACAGGGAAGAAGAACUGGUUCAUUUGAGAGGAAAUGGAGAAGGAGAGCUUAAGGAAUGGGACCGCGUUUACGACUAUGCUUACUACAAUGAUUUGGGAGAUCCUGACAAGGGUCCGAAGUAUGUCCGCCCUGUUCUUGGAGGGUCUUCUGAGUAUCCUUAUCCCCGUAGGGGCAGAACAGGCCGAGCAGCAACAGAAUCAGAUCCCAACACAGAGAGCAGGCAGCCACUUCUGAUGAGCUUAAACAUUUAUGUUCCAAGAGAUGAACGAUUCGGUCACUUGAAGAUGGCAGACUUCCUUGCUUAUGCACUGAAAUCUAUAGCUCAAUUUGUCAAGCCUGAACUGGAAGCAUUAUGUGACAGCACCCCUAACGAGUUUGACUCCUUUGAUGAUGUAUUGAAACUCUAUGAGGGAGGCUUUGAGCUUCCUGAAGGUCCCCUUCUAGAUAAUCUUAGGAAAAACAUUCCCUUGGAGAUGCUCAAGGAAAUUUUUAGAACUGAUGGCGAAAACCUCUUCAAAUUUCCAAAGCCUCAAGUGAUUCAAGAUAAUCAUUCAGCCUGGAGGACUGAUGAAGAAUUUGGCAGAGAAAUGCUGGCAGGAGUAAACCCAGUUAUCAUUCGUCGUCUUGAGGAAUUCCCUCCCAAAAGCAAGCUAAACAGCAAGCAAUAUGGUGAUCAAAACAGCUCAAUAACAGAGGAGCACAUCAAGGACAAUCUGGAUGGACUGACCAUAGAUGAGGCAAUCAAGAACAACAGGAUGUUCAUAUUAGAUCAUCAUGAUGAAUUGAUGCCAUACCUGAGGAGGAUAAACUCUACUACCACAAAGACUUAUGCCUCAAGGACUCUACUUUUCUUGAAAGAUGAUGGAACUUUGAAGCCACUUGUAAUUGAGUUAAGCUUGCCUCAUGAUAAGGGAGAUGAAUUUGGAGCCAUUAGCAAAGUCUAUACCCCAGCUGAAGAUGGUGUUGAAGGUACCAUUUGGCAGCUGGCUAAAGCUUAUGUGGGUGUUAACGACUCUGGUUACCAUCAGCUUAUUAGCCAUUUUUUGAACACUCAUGCUGUAAGUGAACCAUUUGUGAUUGCAACAAAUAGACAACUCAGUGUGCUUCACCCGAUCUAUAAACUCUUGGAACCUCACUUCCGCGAUACAAUGAACAUAAAUGCGCUAGCUAGGCAGACACUAAUUAAUGCUGGUGGAAUCCUGGAAUCAACAGUUUAUCCUGCAAAAUAUGCCAUGGAAAUGUCAUCGGUAAUUUAUAAGAACUGGAAUUUCACUGAGCAAGCACUUCCUGAAGAUCUGAAGAAGAGAGGAGUGGCAGUUGAGGAUCCAAAGGCUCCACACGGUGUUCGCCUGCUGAUAAAAGAUUACCCAUAUGCAGUUGAUGGGCUAGAGAUAUGGUUUGCAAUCAAAGAAUGGGUGAAAGACUACUGCCUUUUCUACUACAAGGAUGAUGACAUGAUUCAAAAAGAUUCUGAACUACAAUCAUGGUGGAAGGAAGCGAGAGAGGAAGGGCAUGGUGACCUGAAGGAUGCACCCUGGUGGCCAAAGAUGAAGACUCGUGAAGAGCUAAUAGAUUCAUGUACCAUAAUCAUAUGGGUGGCAUCUGCUCUCCAUGCAGCUGUCAAUUUUGGUCAGUACCCUUAUGCAGGAUACCUUCCCAAUCGUCCAACCAUAAGCCGUAGGUUCUUGCCUGAAGAAGGCUCUCCUGAUUAUGAGGAGCUAAAGUCGAACCCUGAAAAGGCUUUCUUGAAAACAAUCACUGCCCAGUUGCAAACACUUCUUGGAAUUUCCCUCAUUGAAAUUCUGUCAAGGCAUUCCUCAGAUGAGGUGUAUCUUGGGCAGCGAGACACUCCUGAAUGGACAGCAGACAAAGAGCCAUUAGAGGCGUUUGAGAAAUUUGGAAAGAAACUGGCAGUUAUCGAGGACAGGAUGUUCGAUAUGAACAAAGAUGUGAACCUGAAGAAUCGUGUUGGCUCAGUCAAGGUGCCAUACACUCUGUUGGUUCCUACCAGUGAAGGUGGACUCACUGGAAGGGGAAUUCCUAACAGCGUUUCAAUCUAAAGCUUCUCUACAAGACUAUUUAUUGUACUUUAAUAUCAUUAAUUUCUUGAUACGAAGGUUCUUUGUAACUAAUGAGUUUAAGCAUUUUUAAUCACCAAUAUCUGUAAUUCUUGUUGUAUGCUUCAAGGCACAUAUGUCUUGAUGUAAUAAAUUUAUAAAUAAUGAUGAAAACUAGUUCUUGUUGCUGUUCUAA
Molecule: messenger RNA, 2923 nt
Organism: Populus trichocarpa (black cottonwood)
Lineage: Eukaryota; Viridiplantae; Streptophyta; Magnoliopsida; Malpighiales; Salicaceae
Product: probable linoleate 9S-lipoxygenase 5
Exons: 8
Coding region: 115-2730 (871 amino acids)
Biological process (GO): lipid oxidation
Molecular function (GO): protein binding; oxidoreductase activity, acting on single donors with incorporation of molecular oxygen, incorporation of two atoms of oxygen; metal ion binding
Source: RefSeq, a predicted model, not a curated record